AUGGAGUUUAAAUCACUUAGGGGCAAGAUUAUUGGGGUGACUGGCGGCGCCUCGGGCAUUGGUCUGGCGAUUGUGCGAAAACUCCUGGCGGUGGAAGCCAAGGUUGCCGUCGCCGACCUGUCUCCCCAACCGGAAGAAUUGGCCAACAAUCCUAACGUCAUCUACACGAAGGUGAACGUGACUUCACGACAAGAAGUCCACAGCUGGGUCGAGAAGAUCGUUGAGAAAUUUGGUCGUCUGGACGGCAUGUGCGCCAACGCCGGCAUCUGUCCGGUGGAAAAUGGCGUUGCUAGCGAUGAUGUCUACCGUAGGAUCAUCGAGGUCUGCGUUACUGGGGUAUGGAACACGGGCACCGAGGCAUAUCGCCAAUUCCAGCGACAGAAAGGUGGCGGUGUCCUGGUCAACACAGCCAGCGCUGCGGGCUUAAAGGGCUACCGAAAUAUGGCCGUUUACUCAACAGCCAAACAUGCCGUUGUGGGUUUCACGAGAUGUUGGUCGUUGGAUUGGGCCCCCGAAGGCAUUCGCGUGAAUGCAAUUGCUCCAGGAUUUACCGAAUCUCCCAUGACUGACGCCGUUAUCAAAGACUUUCCACAAGUCGCGGAACAUAUGAUCGCCGCCAUCCCCUUAGGAAGAAUGGGUAAGGCAGAAGAGCUUGCAGAUAGUGCCUUGUUCCUGCUGGGCGACUCGGCUUCCAACAUCACGGGUUCUAUUCUCGUCUGUGAUGGCGGUAUGCUCAACUCGUGA
Molecule: messenger RNA, 744 nt
Organism: Exophiala spinifera
Lineage: Eukaryota; Fungi; Ascomycota; Eurotiomycetes; Chaetothyriales; Herpotrichiellaceae
Exons: 2
Coding region: 1-744 (247 amino acids)
Molecular function (GO): oxidoreductase activity
Source: RefSeq, a predicted model, not a curated record